This is a messenger RNA of Nycticebus coucang (slow loris), 4416 nucleotides long. RefSeq names its product zinc finger protein interacting with ribonucleoprotein K-like. The transcript has 4 exons. Bases 203 to 1660 code for a protein of 485 amino acids. Gene Ontology annotation, biological process: regulation of transcription by RNA polymerase II. Gene Ontology annotation, molecular function: RNA polymerase II cis-regulatory region sequence-specific DNA binding; DNA-binding transcription factor activity, RNA polymerase II-specific. The record is from RefSeq and is a predicted model, not a curated record. Lineage: Eukaryota; Metazoa; Chordata; Mammalia; Primates; Lorisidae.
GCCCGGCUCUGGUCCACCCACGACUUCAAAGCUUACCUGCACUUUGUAGGGCCGAAGGUGAGAGAACGGGAACGCACUAGGGAAGCAUCCUCCCUGCUGCACAUCCUCUGAUCUGAAAGGCAGCGGCAUUGGUGGUGACGACUGUGCCCGUAUUCCUGCAGGGUCGCCCGCCGGCUACUGACUCCGAGUCUUCGGCAGACUGAUGGCGGCCGCGCUGAGGGACUUGGCAAAGAUUCCCAUAACUACAGAAGCACAUAUGGACCUAACAAAAGGCUGUGUGACCUUUGAGGAUGUCAACAUUUACUUCUCACAGGAAGAGUGGGAACUUCUUGAUGAAGCUCAGAGGCUCCUGUACCUUGAAGUGAUGCUGGAGAACUUUGCACUUGUAGCCUCACUGGGUUGUGGGCAUGGAACAGAGGAUGAAAAGAUAUCUUCUGAACAGAAUGUUUCUGCAGGAGGGUCACAGUCUAAUAAGGGUCUGUCUACCCAGAACACUUACCCCUGUGAAAUGUGUAUACCAAUCCUGAAAGAUAUUUUGCUUCUGGCUGAUUUAUCUGGGCAGAAACCAUACAUGGUUGGAACAUGUGCAAACUGUCAGCACCAGAAGCAGCACAGUGCAAAAAAGCCCUUGAAGAUGGAUGUGGACAAACCCUUAUAUGAGAAGCACUGCCUGCUCUGUGUGUCAGGGAAGCCCUUCCCCAGUUGGGAAAUUGAGAAGGACCUCCCAGCCAUGUUGGAGCUUCUAAGGUCCCUGGCCUUUCCUAAAGGUGAGGAGCCUAAGAAAGUUGCUGAGUGUGGGAAAAACAAUCACAGUCAAAAAGAUUAUGACAAGUCAGACAAAUGUGGGAAAGCUUCUAGGCACAAACAUAGCCCUGUUCACCGCACAAGAGCCUACACUGGAAAAAAGCUUUAUGAGUGCAGCAAAUGUGGGAAAACCUUCCGUGGCAAGUAUUCACUUGUUCAACACCAGAGAGUCCACACUGGAGAAAGGCCUUGGGAGUGUAGCGAAUGUGGUAAGUUCUUUAGCCAAACCUCUCACCUGAAUGAUCAUCGGAGAAUACACACUGGAGAAAGGCCUUAUGAGUGUAGUGAAUGUGGGAAAUUCUUUAGACAAAACUCCAGCCUUGUUGACCAUCAGAAAAUUCACACUGGAGCAAGGCCUUACGAGUGUAGUCAGUGUGGUAAAUCCUUUAGCCAAAAAGCCACCCUCGUUAAACACCAAAGAGUUCACACUGGAGAAAGGCCUUAUAAGUGUGGUGAAUGUGGGAAUUCCUUUAGUCAAAGUGCCAUUCUUAAUCAGCACCGAAGAAUUCAUACUGGAGCAAAGCCUUAUGAAUGUGGCCAUUGUGGGAAAUCCUUUAGCCAAAAAGCUACCCUCAUUAAACACCAGAGAGUUCACACUGGAGAAAGGCCUUACAAGUGUGGUGAAUGUGGGAAAUCUUUUAGUCAAAGUUCCAUCCUUAUUCAACACCGGAGAAUUCAUACGGGAGCAAGGCCUUAUGAGUGUGGCCAGUGUGGAAAGUCCUUUAGCCAAAAGUCUGGUCUUAUUCAACACCAGGUGGUUCACACUGGAGAAAGGCCUUAUGAGUGUGACAAAUGUGGGAAUUCAUUUAGCCAAUGCUCCAGCCUCAUUCACCACCAAAAAUGUCACAACAUGUGAGAGGGCUAAUGAGUGCAGCAAAUGUAGAAAAGCCUUUAACUCAAGUUCUAACAUUUAGCUCCUGAAAGUCCACACUUGAGACAGGUCUUAGAUCUGCAGGGAAUGUGCUAUUACUUUAAGUAUUCUAGCAUUACUGAGCCUUUGUGUGGGAGCCAUCUGCCUGAAGUUGAACCUCAUACUUCCAGAACUUCAAAGGGAUGAGAUGUGUGUGAGGCUUAGAGUCGCUGCUCUGCAUGUUCUAAAUUGCUUGAGGUCCUUGCCACAGUUAAAUCAUUGCUAGUUUGUUUGAUAGAAGCCAUCUCCUCUCUACCACCUUGCACAUUGAGCAUCAGUAGUCCCGAAAUGCUAAGGCAUAGAAAGCUUCCGUGCUCAUUCGCUGGAGGAAAUCAUGGGCAGUCUGAGCCUUUAGGAGGAAUUUAUUCCAUGUUUUGGGCUGGUUAAAGCAAACAUUUGAUCCAGUUUUGGUCAGUUGGACCCAGCCUAGUUCUGCUAGACCCUAUGUAACAAUGCAAAUGUAUCGCAGCAUUAGGAAGGUUGAGAACCACUGUGCUAGAGGACUAUAUGGAAAGCUUCCCUUCUUCAUGGAAAUUCUUGUCCUCACAUGACAUUUGGUAAUUUUUCUAGAUUCCAAGACACCAUCUAGUAAUUGGCUGCCUCACACUGCUCUGGUUUUUGUGCUAAGAAAGGCCUAUUGUUAAAUGUACUUGUAUUGGGGGGAUUUGUUUCUAUGUGGAAUGGGUCGAAAACAGCUUCUUGAUAAAGGAAUGGAUGGCUUUUGUAGGCAUCUCAACUUUGUGGGUCUCUGCAGGAAAGAUAAAAUGGCAGUUUUUGUUGUUUGUGGGGUUUUUUUUUUUUUGAGACAGUUUCACUUUGUUGCCCUCUGUAGAGUGCUGUGGCACCAUAGCUCACAGCAACCUCAAACUCUUGGGCUCAAGCAAUUCUCUUAUCUCAGCCUCCUAAAUAGCUGGGACUAUAGGUACCUGACACAAGGCCUGGCUAGUUUUAGAGAUGUGGUCUCGCUCUUGCUCAGGCUGGGUCUUGAACUCGAGCUCAGGCAGUCUACCCUCCUGGACCUACAAAGUGCUAGGAUUACAGGCAUGAGCCACUGUGCCCAGCCUCUGAUGGUAGUUCUUGUUUUGGUCAAAUUUGCUUUGCUGCCCCAGACCACCCAGGACAGAAUGCAAGAAUUUUGUUGACCUGAUUUGUGGCCUGAAUCCCUAUACUUUCUGUGAGUCUAGGAUAGAAGAGGUCAGUUAUGGCAAGUUCUUGUGCAUCUGGGAAUAGGAUAAAAUUGUUCUAUUGUUCACAGAGGAUGUCAUAAAAUGCUGAGCACUGUUGAGAAGCUUUUCAUGAGGUUAUUUGAGGAGACAUACUUGAUAUCAGUCAUUCCAUAGGCUGUUGUCACUCAAGACAGAGUCAGGUAUGAACCAUGUUUGGUAGAAAUACUGGGUGUGGAGGAGCCAGCAGCAAACCAGUGAUAAGACCUAGAAAUCUGUGGAUGUCCAAUUGUCAGCUAAAAUAAUCUAAAGGUUUAUGUGACUUUUGGGUUUUGUUCACCUCCAGUUCGUGCUAUAGAGGCAGGAAAAUGAGGAUAGAGAUAAUGGAGAGUCUGUAGGCCAGGGAUGUAGCUUUUGUGAUUUUACCAAUGUAGUUAAUCGUCUCAAAUUGUAAUAGCCUUUAUUGCUUGCCAGUAUUUUCUUUUUUUCAUUUUUUUUAUGGCAGCCAUGAGCCAUAUGUGACUUUUAAAAUUUAAAUUAAUUAAAAUUAAAUAACAUGCAAAUUCAUUUCUCAGAUGUUGCUUGCCAGUAUUCAGUAAUGCAGGGCGGCUUUUCCCUAGUUGUGAGGAAAGAGACAAGGUAAUCAACAUGUAGUUGCCAAGGCUUCUGGUUUCCCAAAAGUGGGAGAUUAGAUAUUUUGAAUCAUGGUUUACAAACACUCUUGAUAUAUAAGUGACAUGCAACACUUUAUAUGUGUUUGUGAUGUAUAAUUUAAGAGUUUUGUCAUUUAAAUUUAUGAAAUCAUAAUCAUGAUCAUAGAUAUAAUCAUGACUCAUGUUGUGCCCUCUUGUAACCUCUGCCUGUGCUCUCCGAGCCAGUAAGCAUCUAGUGAUGUAUUUUCACCCACAAGAGAAUAGUUUGUUUUUCUAGAAUUUUAUCUGUGUAAAAUCACGGAAUGUUUACUCUUUUUUUCCUGACAUGUUCACACUGCAUACUUAUUUUGAGAUUCAUGAAUAUUGUUUAGGUGAAUAGUUCGUUCUUUUUAUUGCUGAGCAGUAUUCUAUCCCAUGGAUAUCUCAUAAUUUGUUUAUCCAUUUCUUAAUGGGCAGUUGGAGUCUUUCCAGUAUUGGGCUGAUACAAAUAAUGCUAUUAUGAGCAUACGCAUAGAAUUCAUAAUAUGCAUAUAUGUUUUAUAUAUUUCUCUUUGCCAAUACUAUAGUAUAUGGAACUGCUAAAAUGUAACCUAAACUAUACCUAUUUGUGUUCCACCAAGAGUAUGUGAGCCUUUGUGUUUUUCUGCAUUCUUGCCAAUACUUGUUAUUGUCAGUCUUUAAAAUUUUAGUUGUUAGCUUUACAAUGGCAUCUCUCUGUGAUUUUAAUUGCAUUUUUCUGGUAUGUUAUUGAACAUUUUUCCAUGUGUUUGUUUGCUACCUGUAUAUCUUUUUUGAAAAAAUAUUUGUUAAUGUCUUUUGCCCAUUGUUAAAUAAAUGUUAGUGAUGUUUCAUUUUUCAUUAAUAAAUAGGUAUGUAUAACAAAGAA